UUUGCUGCUGAAGGGUUUAUCAAAAUCAGCCAUGGCGACUCGUAUAUUCAGAAAAGCAAAUUAUCUACGCAAUGCUCAUCGAUGUCUCCAUUAUCUCACUCUGAACCACUGCGGAAAAGGCAAAGCUUCUGUAGUUCUUCUUCUCAAUUGUCAGAGGAAAAGGCAGGUAUUGGAAAUUGUACCAGUUUUUAUCAGUGAUCCAGAUAGAGAUACUGUUGAACAAGUGCGUGGAUAUGUCAAAGAGUUUCAUCCUAAACUAAUUGGGUUAACUGGUAAGGAGGAUGAGAUAAAGAAAGUCGCUCGGGCAUAUCGAGUUUAUUAUUUGAACACUGCAGCGGAGGAUUCAGACUAUAUUGUGUUGAUCAUUCCAUUGUCAUGUACCAAUGGGUCCUGAUAUGGAGUUGGUAAAAUUUUUUGGGAAGAACAAUGACUUCAACUCGCUUGCUGAUGGCAUAAUCAAGGAGAUAAAGCAGCAGAAAAAGUAGGAUAACAUUUCUUCCAUUUUUUUCCCAUUCAUACAGAGCUAGUCUUUUGUUGUAGGAUUUUGGAACAUCCUGAUGUUACCUAGGAUACUUGAGAUUAUUUAUCAAAUUUCUUUCACAUUAUAGUUUCUGAGAAUCUACGGACAUAAUAUUGGCUUCUUUCACUUCAAGCAUUAUGGUUGUCAUACAUUGGUGAAAAGGAGGAUAUGUAGAGAAGGAGCAGGAAGGCAGUAGAAAGAACCUAAAACUAAACAAAGAAAAUUCAGAAUGCAAU
Rubroshorea leprosula is the source of this 756-nucleotide messenger RNA. The record is from the annotation of a GenBank genome assembly. NCBI's taxonomy places the organism in Eukaryota, Viridiplantae, Streptophyta, Magnoliopsida, Malvales, Dipterocarpaceae.